This is a messenger RNA of Penicillium oxalicum, 1554 nucleotides long. RefSeq lists its product as uncharacterized. Bases 1 to 1554 code for a protein of 517 amino acids. The record is from RefSeq and is a predicted model, not a curated record. Lineage: Eukaryota; Fungi; Ascomycota; Eurotiomycetes; Eurotiales; Aspergillaceae. The transcript is spliced from 3 exons.
AUGAGAGACUCUUUCACGAGGUCAUGGGCCCGUUCCGGGGUGCCACAAACGCGCACUCGGAAGCAAGACAACGCUUUGCUCUUCCUGGACUAUUUACAUGCGGAAGUUGAGGUUGCCGACACCAUCACUAGUUUCUUUGUUCGCCCCGGUGUUUAUUUUGCAUUUCUCGGGAAGUCUACACCGCACGGACUGGUUCCCGAUAGAGAUCAACCUAUGGGGGGUGGGGGGGGCGUGCCUCCGUCGCCGCUAUUUGUCGAAGAGGAAGAGCCAUCGGAUAGCUAUGAGCAAACGGUGCAUGCAGCUCCAUCAAGCGGGCCAACUCACGACUGGCAAGAGGAGCCACAAGAGGAUGGCACCGGACCGAGUGAGGCGCGACCAAGCAUAGCACGCCAGCAACCGCCAAGGAGGAGAAAUGCAUGGGAUCAUUUGAAACGUCGAAGGCGGAAAGUUCGUAUGCGCGGAGUUGCUUCACGCCCAGCGACGGAGAGGGAAGAGGAGCAAGAAGAACCCAUAGAGUGGGAAUUACUGAACACGGAAACUCAGGAUCACGAAACGUCAGACCAAAGCAGUCCUCACAAUGAAAAUAUUUCCCUUCGGGAAUCAAUUAUCGAACCCACGCCAGUCGAUUCCGCACCGUCUGCUAUGUAUGAUGCCCAUGGUUCUACUGGUGCAGGAGAUGCAGAUGCUGCCAGUGAUUGUACAAGGAUCUCUAUCGAAGCAAAUGGGCCUGCACACGAUCCGGAUGAAGGAGGAUUGAUCGUGGUGCCCAACCAAGAUGAUGCUCUCAAUGAUCCGGCGAAGAUUAAUAAUGCACUCCCGCCGGCGUCCCCAGAAUCCGAGCCCACUCAGUCAUCAACUACUGUGGCGCCCCCGGGUAGCAAGCGUUGGAUGCAUACCUCGCCCACUUACAAAGAGCUCAGGAAGAGCAGGAGCGAUUGGAACAGGAAUUGGAGACUGCCUUCAGGGCAUCCGCCCCGAGUAGUGGACCAACAAAACUCACCACAGCUGGCCUCUGAUGAUGAGCCAGCGGUACCAGUGCAGACUGACAGGGAGCUCACAAUUCCUGCUAUAAACGUCACCAGUCCCGAUCUGCCGUCAGUUCCCCUCCAUGACGGUCAGCCUGAAUCCAUAGUGGAGAAUAGUGAUGAAGGAACAUUGGUUUCCCGGGACGUUAUCAGAAAGCAUUCUAGCCACCCCUCUUCCACAGAUGAUUCUGGGUCCACAGGAGCAGUGUUGCCUCAACCACAGCCAGGGCCGGUUGAGAUUCAUUUCUGGGCGUUUGAACGAGAACAGUGGAGGCAGUGCGAUCGUCUGCUCGUCAACCCGUCAGAUCCAUCACCGCUAGAGCGACUCGCACGAAAGUAUACGUGGAAGGACUAUUCGCUGAAUGCCAUCUUCAUGAUUUCUGAGCAUGAAGAGCAGGAACUUAUCGCGGCAGGGCGACUCACCAAGAAGAGACAACUGCUCGCAAUGAUUUCCCGAGCGCUGGAUAGGGUAGAAGAGGAGACCGGUUCAAUUCCGCCGGGUCGUUUUGGGAAGCAGAGACAAUCAUGA